GGGGAAUGAAUUUUCGCGCGCUUUGGACGCUCGGUCGCGCGCAGAGAUUGGCACGAGUGUACGGCGAGUGCAGAGGGUGUGCACACGCGGUGCAGCGCGUACAUUCGCGGUAUCAUCGUCAAGCAUGGCGGCGACCGUGGCGGUGAAGGAUGUUAGCACUUUUCUCAGCCAGAAGCAAAAUGUUGCGGACAAGGAGCUGGCGACGGAAUGGGCGCAGCUCGAGGAGCUGUACAGCAAACGGCUUUGGCAUCAGCUGACGCUGAAACUGGAGACGUUUGUGAAGAACCCGGUGCUCCAGCAGGGCGAUAAUCUCGUGCAGCUCUACGUCAACUUCUUGUCGACCUUCGAGAACAAGAUAAACCCGCUGUCGCUGGUGGAGAUACUGGCGCACGUGAUACAGCAGUUCCCAGACAAGCAGGAGGCGAUAAAAUUCCUGGAGAAGACAGAGACGAAGGUCCAGAGCAACAAUGAGGCCACCGCUCUUUGUAAGGUUCUCAAGGGGCAGAUUCUGUUGGAUAAGCUCAACAAUCAGGAGCAGGCGAAGAAGAUCAUAGAGGAGGUGGAAGCUAUGCUGGACAACGCCGACGGCAUUACGACGGUUCACGGACGUUUUUACCUUCUCGCCAGCCGGCUGUAUAGAUUACAGGGCAAGCACGCCGAAUAUUACCGUACGGCAUUAAGAUACCUAGGCUGCAUCGAAUUGAGCAGCUUGAGCAGACAGGAGCAAGAACAGCACGCCUUCUUCCUCGGGCUCGCGGCGCUCCUGGGCGAAGGCGUCUACAAUCUCGGAGAAUUGCUGGCGCACCCGGUCCUGGAAUCGUUGAAGGGCACGCCGAACAACUGGCUCGUCGACUUGCUGCAAGCCUUCAACGCCGGCGACAUCGUCGCGCUGGAGAGACUCAAGCCACAGUGGAGCAAAGUGGCCGAUCUGGCGGCGCAGGAAUUGAAAUUGAGACAGAAGAUCUCGCUGCUCUGUCUCAUGGAAAUGACUUUCAAGCGGCAGGCCAACAAUCGGCAACUGACGUUCACGGAGAUCUCCCAGGAAACGCGUCUACCUCUCGGCGAAGUGGAACUGCUGGUGAUGAAGGCUCUCGCCCAGGGUCUCGUGCGAGGCGCCAUAGAUCAAGUCGCGGGCAUUGUCAACAUGACUUGGGUGCAACCGCGCGUCCUGGAUCGCGGCCAGAUCGCCGGGAUGGUGCAACGCCUCGACGGAUGGUGCAAGGACGUCAGCUCGAUGGAGAAGCUCCUGGAAUCGAGGGCCUCCGAGAUUCUCACUCUCUGAGGAUGCAGGCCGCUUUCGAUCUGUGUGUUCGUCGCGCCGGCGGAACGUCGCAUCGCGUACUCGCAAUUAUGGAAAUCCAGUUUCUUAACAUGUCGCCAAUAAAUACGAACAAUUAUUUCUUACAUAUGCGCUUGUAGACAGAAUCCUCUGCCUAGUUUCUCUUCUCUUUGGAUUAAAAGAAAAACGAGGAA
Molecule: messenger RNA, 1473 nt
Organism: Vollenhovia emeryi
Lineage: Eukaryota; Metazoa; Arthropoda; Insecta; Hymenoptera; Formicidae
Gene: Rpn9
Product: 26S proteasome non-ATPase regulatory subunit 13
Exons: 5
Coding region: 125-1282 (385 amino acids)
Biological process (GO): ubiquitin-dependent protein catabolic process
Cellular component (GO): nucleus; cytosol; proteasome regulatory particle, lid subcomplex
Molecular function (GO): structural molecule activity
Source: RefSeq, a predicted model, not a curated record